Molecule: messenger RNA, 1008 nt
Organism: Verticillium alfalfae VaMs.102
Lineage: Eukaryota; Fungi; Ascomycota; Sordariomycetes; Glomerellales; Plectosphaerellaceae
Exons: 4
Coding region: 1-1008 (335 amino acids)
Source: RefSeq, a predicted model, not a curated record
AUGCGCUACUCCCUUACUCUCAUCGCCUUUGCCGUCACGGCCCUCGCCCUCCCCACCGCCAAGCCCGCCGACGACGGCUCAUGGGCUCCGGGCAAAUACGAGGGCCCCGGCACCCCCUACGAUGACGGCAAGUGGUACCCUGGCAAAUAUCCCGGCGCCAAGGAGAAGCGCGCCGACGACGGAUCCUGGGCGCCCGGAAAGUACGAGGGCGCCGGUACACCUUACGACGACGGCAAGUGGUAUCCCGGCAAAUACCCUGGCGCCAAGGAGAAGCGGGCCGAUGAUGGCAAAUGGGCUCCGGGCAAGUACGAGGGUGCCGGUACCCCCUAUGACGAUGGAAAGUGGUACCCUGGAAAGUAUCCCGGUGCCAAGGCAAAGCGUGCCGACGAUGGCAAGUGGGCUCCGGGCAAGUACGAAGGCCCUGGCACUCCCUACGAUGACGGCAAGUGGUACCCUGGAAACAUUGCUGCUAUUCUGGGGACGAAUCUGUCUCGCACUCGAAUGCAUGGAAUCGAGUCGUCACGAUGCACCGACCACUGUGGGGACGAUAACUUGGCUUGGCUCACUCCCAUCCCAAUACCCGUCAUGUUAAGCCGGACGGCAGAGUUCACACUCGUGCCACUCGUCAAAAACGCUCAGCGUCCCCAAAGGCAGAGUCAGCAGAAAACUCGAGACGAAAGCGGUGCCAAAGGCUUCAAUAUUAGCGGGGUCAAUGUCAGGAUGCUUGGGCACAAUCUUCCAGUAGCCCUUCGAGAAGCCAGCCUGCAGGUAGUCGGCUCGGAGACUCUCAACGCUGGAGGGCCCGCGGAGGCGUUCGCCAAGGGCGAAGAGAUGGUGGACUGUCAUGACGCUACACUGGAUUUAGCCCUGAACGAGCCAGACGACGUCGCUGACAAUCGUGAGAGCGACACAAGUGUCUUCGUUGCCCUCGAGGAAGAGACCCUUUCUCGUCGCCAAGGGACCGUCAACAAUCUCCCGAGCGGGGUCUGGAUAAAGAUCAGCAGAUGA